CGGGAGCGGCAGUGACAUUGAAGAGAGAGAGAGAGAGAGAGAGAGAGAGAGAGAGAGAGAGGUCGUUUUUGCGAAGUAGAUGGCAGAACGAGUGUAGGUAUCUGAGAGAGGCGAGAUUUCCAAUCUGCGGCAGGGCAGCUAAGAGCCUCAGAGGCUGGACAGCGAUGGGUAUUGCGUCGUUGAUGGGGUGUAUAAUGGUAGUGGUUUUCCUCUUGGCACCAUCCGAUGGCGUCAGCCAAUCAUGGAGAUCAUCAUGGCAGAUAGAAGACGGAGAUGAGAGACGACGAGAGGGAGGGGAGGCAUUGCGUCAUUGGGAUCCCGCUUGUGGAAGAAGUGGCAGGAAAGAAGGACAGUCGGGUGCUCGAUGGCGAUCCCGACUGUGGUUCUGGGGCCAAAAGCCGUCGGGAUUGCAUUGUGAUGAUGGGGGAGACGCCGAGGACGCGGCAAUGCGCAGGCGGAGGACGGGGAGUGCUGCGGCUGCUGCCCCGUGUCAAGCGUUGGCCUCGGCUACUCGAGCCGCCGCAAGACAUGGGAGAGAGCGGAUGGAAGACAAUCUCGGAGCGGGUGGCAGAUAUGCACGUGGUGAUCCUGGUGGAGAGGAGGAAGGAGAACUGGGAGAAGGGAGGUGGUCGCUGUUGGGAGCUGAAGAACGAGCGGGGAAACGAGUACUGCGAGAAGAUGAUACGGAGAUGGUGUUCAAUGUUGCAGAAGCUGAUGAUCCGCCGGCCUUGGGAGAAAUCAUGGUAGGCGAGAUGACGUGGGAAUCCGAUUCCAAUUAUCUGACUUCAUCGGCACAAGGUGGAAUGGGCGGCGGCGAUGGGCGCUCGCGCAUGUUGCCGGCCAUGACUAAGAAGAAGAGAGCAGCAGCUGCAGGUGUAGGCUUCGCAGAUGGAUGGAGAACGGAUAGCAUUACAGUCUUGCAAGGGGAAGGUCAGCAGAACGAGGCCGACGAGGAAAUCAUCCGGGUUUCAUUCGAGGGAAGUAAGAGUAGAAAUAGACAGUUGGAAGAGAGAGAGCAGCAGCAGCAGCAGCAGCAGCAGCAGCGACAGGACGACGAUGUCGAGGAGAGUGGAAGUGGAAAGAGAGAGUUGCACGGGGAAGGUCACCAGGAUGAGGCCGACGAGGUAAUCAUCCGGGUAUCAAAUGAAACGGCCCUCGUGGGAGCCGUGACAUCGACCCUGACGGCAGUCAAGUCGUCCGUGACGGUGAUCGUGACAGCGCAUUUGUCGUUCGCUGGGUGGAAGGAGGAGGCGGAGAUCCGGCUGAAUGUUGACGCCAACAUUACUGUGAUGGGCGACUGCGGACCACGACGCCGGUGUGUUAUCACUGGCUGCAUGAACAGGGGUUUCUGCUUCCGCCAUGAUGGGCAAUCAGGAUGGGGGUCUUUAUCGUGGUAUAAUUUCGAGUUUCGGUCAGCGUGCCUGCAGUUCAACAACACGAGACUGGAGCUGCACAACUGCGCCUUUCGCAGCGGCUCGCACUUGUCCAUCUCCUACCCACCCAGUCCUGGGAGAGAUGGAGAUGAUGGCAGCGAUGGAGGCGGCAGGGAAGGCGAGGAGGACGACCGGCUCGCUGCCGCCGCCGCUGGGUAUCCGAGACGGGGGGUGGUGAUAGACAGGUGCUUCUUCGCGGAUCUCAGCGGCGGGCUGCAGUUGAUGGGACUUCCCCGCUCCGUCUGCAUCUCGCGCUCUGUGUUCGUCUCCAAAAACACAUGGGAGAUGGCGCUGACGAUCUCUUGGACGGCCGUUAGGCGGGAAAAGAUUGUACGAAUCUUCGACUGCGAGUUUGGCCAGGUGGAUUCUCUCGGUACGUUGAAGACCGGGAACAUCAAACUCAGUGUCAAUCCGACUUCAACCUCCUCCUCCUCCUCCUCCUCCUCCUCCGUUACCCGCUCCUCCUCGCCGUCCUUAUCACCACCACAACCUCCUUCUCCUUCAUCAGCUCAUCAGUCGAUGCCGUCGUCAAUGGCUUGGGCAAGCGCCAUGACAGCUGCUGGAGGCGCUCUCGCUGGUGGCGGCAGCGACGACGGGCUUUCGGCUAUGGCCGGUGCACAUAACACAACGAUAUCGUUCGUGAACUGUACGUUCCAAAAACUCGGAUGUCAUCACGCCGUCAUUCGACUGGCAAUGCACCCCUCCUCCUCAACCCCUUCCUCCACCCCUUCCUCCACCCCUUCCUCGACCCCUUCCUCGACCCCUUUACUACUGGACGAGGGGGUUGUAAGCCCUCGCGUGAGAUUCUGCGGGGUGAAGUUCAAGAACGUGGCGGCGAUGGCGGACGUCAACGACGCGGAACCUCCGCCGCCGCCGCCGCCGUCGGCGACGAUGGAUGGUGAUCUGUCAUCGUUAUCAUCACCUGAAGCCGUCGACAUGGACGUUGAUUUGUUCGAUCCUGGAAAUCGGACAGUGGAUAUUGCGCAAUGCUCGUCCAGCAGCGGGGAAAAGAUGAUGGGUAGUGGUGGAGUGGUGCGCACGCGCGUCCGGAGGGCAGGAGGCGCUGAGCCGAUCAUUGAUGUUGAGAACAACACCUCUGGUGCGUGUGCUGAGUGCAGCAGCUGUCUCGGUUCAUGCUGCAAUGGCACCCGGAUCCCGAUCGAUGACGCAGCGGAAAGAUGGCCGCUCGAACCGUACAACGAUACGCCGUUGGCGCCGCGGGCGCAGGCGGCAGCGGGCGGGGCAGCGGGCGGGGCAGCUGGCGCUAUUCCUAGCGCAGAUGAAAAAGGCGGGAAACGAACGAAAAAAGGCGGCAAAUGGGACGGGCGCGCGGGGAAAAUAGCGUUGGUAGCGAUCGCUGUUGCGGCGGGAGGCGUUCUGUUGAUUGCCGCAGCAAGUCUCGGAGCGCUUGCCUGGCAGCGGCGGCGGCGGCGACGGGGCUCGGCGGGGGCGCACAGUUCGGACAGUCGGACAGGAAUUUCAAAAAAUCUCCCGCCAGAACUCCAGCGACUGCGGAGUUUCAGUUACGAAGAACUCAGCAAGGCGACGAACGGCUUCGUCACGUUCAUUGGGAGAGGCGGAGGUUCUGAUGUAUAUAAAGCCACGCUGGGAACCGGGGAGGUAGUGGCCAUCAAGUCGCUGAAGCGAGACCGGUGGCGAAGCGAGCGGGAGUUCCUCCAAGAAAUCAGCAUUCUGGGACGCAUUUCUCACAGAAACGUUGUCAUGCUCCUCGGCUUCUGUAGUGAGAAGGGUCGGCAUUUUCUAAUCUAUCAGUUCGAACCCAACGGCACACUACGAGAUCAUCUCCACCAUAAAUCUCUUUCUUUUUCUCCUCCUCCUCUUCCUCCUCCUCCUCCUCUUCCUCCUGCUGCUGCUUCUGCUCCCGCUUGGUCUUCUUCUUCUUCUUCUUCUUCUUCUUCUUCUUCUUCUCCUCCUCCUCCUCCUGCUUCUGCUCCCGCUUGUUCUUCUUCUUCUCCUCCUCCUCCUCCUGCUGCUGCUGCUGCUGCUGCUGCUGCGGCUUCUGCUCCCGCUUGGUGUUCUUCUUCUUCUUCUCCUUCUCCUCCUGUACCUCGUCCUUCUCCUCCUCGUCCUGCUGCUUCUACUUCUGCUGCUGUUGUUCUUCUUUCUCCUUCUCUGUCGUUUUCUGCUGCUGCUUCUGCUCCUGCUUGUUCUUCUUCUCCUCCUCCUCCUGCUGCUGCUGCGGCUUCUGCUCCUGCGGCUUCUGCUCCUGCUUGGUGUUCUUCUUCUUCUUCUUCUUCUUCUUCUUCUUCUUCUUCUUCUUCUUCUUCUUCUUCUUCUUCUUCUUCUUCUCCUACUCCUCCUGUACCUCGUCCUUCUCCUCGUCGUCCUGCUGCUUCUACUUCUGCUGCUGUUGUUCCUCUUUCUCCUUCUUUGUCGUUUUCUGCUGCUGCUGCUGCACCGAUUUCUCCUGCUUGUCCUUCACCUGGCUGGUUGGGAAGAGAGGAAAACUCGGAGGGUUUGGGCGCUCCACCAUCUCGGCGCGUCCUCGAUUGGCCCACACGAGUUCGAAUAGCCCACGAGGUGGCCAUGGCGGUUGAGUACCUGCACCACUCUCUCACCCCCGCGCUUGUUCAUCGAGACAUCAAGCCUGAGAACGUUCUUCUGCAAGGUGAUUUCUCUCCCAAGGUGGCGGAUUUCGGUCUCUGUAGGAACAUCAAUCCGGAAGUGAACAACUUGACGACGGUUCCCGCCGGAACGCUGGGCUACAUGGCGCCAGAGAUCUUCGAAGGCUUCUCGGUGACUCAGAAGGUGGAUGUUUACAGCUAUGGCGUCCUCUUGCUGGAAAUCAUUACAGGAAGAAGACCCUUUGGCCAAGGCUUCGCCUUGGUGCCUUGGGUUAAGCGUCAGGUCACGGACGAAGAGUCGGCCAAGGCUGUGGCCGACCCCAAACUGCAGGGAGAGUUUGAUGCCAAUCAGUUAUACAUGCUGAUCGGGCUCGCAAGGAGGUGUUUGUACGAUAGAAUGGAGCUAAGACCGACCAUGCGGAACGUCGUAAGAGCUUUUGAGAGAAUACGGGGCCUCGAGCACGAGACCGCCGGUUCCAUGGAGAUGCCGGCUAUGGAAGCAAAUUGGAGUCCAUGGCUGUCGCCAGCAGACGGGGCCCAACGGGAGAAGAAUGGCAACAACCAAGAUGGACACGACGAGGGUGAUCACUACAGGGAGGAGGAGGAGGAGCAGGACUGGGAGGAGGGGGUGGCGGAGACAGCAGCGGAGAUAGAGGAGAGGGAGGGGGAUGGUGAGGAGGCAUCCAUGGAUGGAAUUCGUGUUCGAAGCAGACGGGAGAGGAGAGGAGGGAACUGGAACUCUGAUGCUCAUAGUGUGUCGGACCCCUCUCUUGCAACUGUGUGGGCCUAUAGCAGUGACCUGACGCUAUGAGCAACUGUAAUGGUAUUUCCAUCAUGACUUCACCUUCGUAGCUUCGCAGUUGGGCCUCGCCGCACCCCCCACCAAAUGUGCAAAAUAAGAACAAAUCUUCGGCUAGAAC
Molecule: messenger RNA, 4938 nt
Organism: Chara braunii
Lineage: Eukaryota; Viridiplantae; Streptophyta; Charophyceae; Charales; Characeae
Source: the annotation of a GenBank genome assembly